AUGUUAUCUCAAAUAUCUUAAAUGGAAUCCAUUUUGCGUGGAGGUGGUUGUGGAACUUCAAAAAUAAACCCACUAUAAUCAGAAAUCUCAAAGUCAGAUAAUUAAGAUCUUUAUAAUUUCUUUAAUAAAUUCAACUUUUAUGUUGAAAUAAUUUGCACUAAGGCUGUUGUUGCUGCUGAUUAGUCAGAGAAUUAAGAAAUAAUGAUUGCUCUACAAUGGUUUAGUUUUUAAGAAGAAAACAUUUACAAACUUAACAAAAAUGCUUAAAGUGUUAUGAAAUCAUACGAUUUAAUUUUAGAGGGAAUCAGAAAGCUAUUGAAAAGCUGUUUGAUCUAAAUUAAACAGAUUCGUUUAAAUACAACUGCGUCUCUAUCUAAAGUUAUAUUUAGCUUCCAUAUAUUAAAUGAGGAGAGAUUUAUGAAAUGUGACUAAUAACAGGAAUUUUUCGACAUAUCCGACAAACUUAGAAAACACAUGGAAAUAGAAAAAAAUGAUUUGAUUCAAAAUUAAAUGGAACUCUAUCUUUUCUUAACAAGAACUUCUUUCGAGAUCUCACCAAAUAAUAGUAAUGAAAGGGUAGAAAUUUUAAAAGGAUGUUUAAGUGGUAUUAUUGGUUCAAUAAUUUAAAUGAAGCCAAAUGAGGAAUUGCUUGAAUCAUUGUUUCAGGGAGCCUGCCAUCUUUACAAAUUGUAUAUUGUAAGCAAUAAUAGAAAAUAAUUUGAAGUUUAUUUUUAAAUAGAUAUGUUGCAAUGGGAGAUAAUAAGUUAUUUUAAGGAUGAAAAAUUGAAAAAUAUAGACAAAAUACUAUUACAAGUUGAAGAAAUACAUAAUAUAGUAAUAAAAAAUUCAAAUCUAUGGAAAUAUCAUUAUCUUUGGGUGUAAAUGAUUGGAAAAAUCUUGUAAUAUAAUCCUCUCUUAACAAAAUAGAAAUUAUCUCAGUUGAUAAAUUCUUUUAAAUUUGGAUUAAAGCCAGAUUAAAUUUGGACGGAAUACUAGAGAAAAGGAUUAUUAAUUUAGAUGAAUCACAGGAAUGACUAAGCAGUCAUCUAACUUAAUUAACUUUAAAAUACUUAAUUAAGUUAAAUAGAUAGAAAAAUAUUAGAAACCUGUUUCAAAGAAUGGGAAAUCUUCUUAUUAUUUAAAGAUUUUCUCGUAAAUGAUCAAUAUUAAAAUAUCCCAUUCACAUUUAGAUCAUAUUUAAAAAGCAAAUUAAAUAUCGAAGUCUAAACAAAUGAAAUUAUUUUUGCAAUUAAUAAGAUCAAUAAUUUUUUAGCCAUUAUGAUUUCCAGUAAGUUACUGACUUUAACUAUAUAAAAUGUUGAGAAAGUGGAAGAAUAAUUUUAUGAAAGAAAAGCAUAACAAUAAAUAAAAAAAAUGAUAUAAAAUUUGGAAGAGUAUUUCUAAAAUUUAUAGGAUAUCAUAAAAAUUAUGAGUCUAAAUUCACGCAAAUUGUAAGAGAGAAAUGAAAAUAGCAAUUUUGAGAAACUUUAAAAGUUGUCGAGUUUAUAGGAGUUAUUAGAAUUGUCUAUAUUUAGAGAGGAAAGAGAUCAAAAUGUGAAUGAUGAAAAUGAUUCUAUUUAUGAGUGGAGAAUUUUUAUUUUUGAAGAUUUAAAGGAACUUGAUUUCAAAGAAUAUAAAUUCUCAUUUCAUGAGUUACCUUACUAAAAUAAAAGCAAAAUAUUGGAAGAAGCUUAAAAGUUGAUUAAGAUUAUUCAGAAAGAAUUUUACGAGUUAGAAAUAACUGAGCUUUAAAAUAACUUAUUGCAAUAUUUUUAGCAUUUAUGUAAGGAGAUUUCAAACACUUUUUAAGAGUUUAACCUACACCUUAAGGAAAUCAUGAUCAUAAUGUAUUAAAUUGAGGCAGUUCCUAAAAUUGAUGAACUUUAAAAAAUUAAAAAAUCUUUUGCUAAUAAGCAAUUAUUUAAAUUUCUCGAAAACAUAAGGUACAAAAGCCUGAAGUUAAAACUAAAAUUGAUUUCUUUAAAGAAGUCUUUUUUAUUGAUAUUAGAAUAGGCCAAAGCAGAGGAGUUAAGAAAAUUGUCAGAAGUAAUAAAUCUUGAUGAAUUUUUGUUCAGUGUAAUUGAAGAUUUUCCAAAAAGAAUUUUGAUAGAAAACUUUCAUGUAACAACUUUACUUACUGAAUUAUAAAAUAACGUAAUCACAGAUAUAGACAUCGAAUAAAGGUUAUCUAGGUAAAAAGGAAUAAUAAAAUUCAUCCUGUCUAAAUAGUAUAUAAAUGAAAAACUAGUUGAAGAAGAGGGAAAAGAUUUGGAGUUGAUUGAAAAGGAAUUCGGAGAAUUAUUCAUCAAAGAACCUCCUUCCUUUCCGAUAUUAGAGGAAAUUAUAGCAAUUUAUGAAGAUCUAAAAGUUGAUGAAUAAUUGGGAGAUGAUAAAUUUCGCUUACCAGAAAAAGAAAAAUAUGAUUAUUUUUUGUCUUAAUUAAGAUAAAUUGAAAAUUUAAAUAAAUGCUAAUCUAUUGUAAAUUUGAAUUCAUUAAUCGUCCAAACAGAACUUGUGAUUAAAACAAUCCAAACCUUUGGAUAAACAGACAAAGAAAUAGAUAAAAUGUUAAUUUAUCAAGAACUUCUCAUUUUUAAAUCCAUAAUGUGCAAAAUAUCGAAAGAGGAAUAAUAGUAGGUAUCUAAAUCAUAAGAUAAAGUAAGUUUGGAGAGAGUUGAAAUUAGUGUCAAAGAGAACUAUAGAACAUACUUAUAAUUCAUGAUUAAGAUAAUAAAGUUAAAAACAUUAAAGCUACAAGAAGGGAGGGAGUUAUUAAACUAGUUGUUUGAAAAAGUUGUUCUUUUUUCUGAAAAACUUGAUUAAAUUUAAAGAUAUGAAAAAGAAAAUUAAAUCAAAUUCUAAAAAAGAUGUUAAGAAUGUAUUUAAGAAUUUAUGGAGAUGUUUGAAGAAUCUCAAUUAAUAUUAAAUUAGGCUAACCAGAAUGAUGACGAAAAUUUUCAUUUGUACUUGGAAAGAAUAGAAACCCAGUUUUUUAAAAGAGGUAAUGAUAAAGUGAUCGCAUAAGAUUAAAUCAAGAUUUCUGAUUUUCUUUAUCAAUUAGUAGUUUCUGUCUAAAAAUAACUGGCUGAAUUAAAAUAUCGUUCUAAUAUGACAUUAAAAUAAGAUUUUCUAAUUCAAUAAAUUAAAAAAAUAUACUUAGAGGAGAAUGGAGAGGAAGAUUAAGAGGAAUCAAAAGAAUAAUUUUGUUUAUUAGAUAAUUUCGUUCAAAGGGUCAAAGAAUUUUCAAAUAAUGAUUAAUGGAAAAUUAAAUAGGGUCUGGUUUUUACUAUAAUUUAGAUAUCAUCUAAUUGUUUUUCUGAUUCGAUGACUUCUUUUUGUUAGAAAGUCCUAAUCUAAUUAUGGGUUUAAGAAAAAGAUCAAAGAGUUAGAAAUAUUUUAAAAAAUUAAGGCUUGAUAAGCGUGUAAAUGUAGAUUUUGCAGAAAGAUUGGUCAACCUAACAUGAUAGAAUUGCUAAUAAUAUGUAGGAGAUGUUGAGAUAAAUUGAUGAAUUGUAAGAAUAAAUUUCUCAUGAAGCUAAUCUUAAUAAGCGAGAUAUAUAUCUGAAAGAACUUGAUGAACAACGGCGCAAUUAGAUUAAUAAAUUGAAAAUAUCAGUGAAAUGGGUUAAUAGCUUAGACUAAUAACUGACUUUAGUAGAGGGGAAAAUUAAUAAAAUGAAAGAAUAACUCAAAAGUAUUGGAAACGAUGUUAAAUUUUUGAGAGGAAAAUCUGUUGAAUAAUUAUUUGAAAUUAGAAAAUGGAAAGUAUUGAAAGAAGCCGCAUUAAGGAAUGUAAAAUCCAUUUAUGUUCCAUUAUAAACUAAAGAGAUAUUUCAUAAAACAGAGAAUGGUAAAAAGAGGGAGGAUAAAUUAAAAUAACUUAAUGAUAAAGAAGGAGAAGUGAAUGAGUUUUUGUUAGAUGAGAAAGAAACAGUGUUAUUAAUUCAUGGAGUAGCUGGAUCUGGCAAAAGUACAACAGCUAAGAAAAUAGAGGAACUUAUUUGGAAAUUACAUAACGAUAAUAAAAAAGUUAGAAAUCAGAUUCUCAUACCUAUUUAUAUCUCCUUGUCCUCGUUAAAAAACCCUGUUUUUUAAGCAGUAGAGGAGGCACUUCAUUAGGAUGAGUACGGCUUUGACGAACUUUAACUAAGAGAAUGCAAAGAGAUGUUAGAAAAGAAAGAAUUCAGAUUGUUAUUGAUAAUGGAUAGUUAUGAUGAAAUGAAACUAGAGAAUAUUUAAAAAAAUUUAUAUAUGAAUAAUAAAGUCAAAUAGAAUUGGUCAGACCCACUUGUUAUUUUUACCACAAGAAGCGAAAUUUUUACAAGUAGUUAUGUCUUUUGGUUUGCACCUGAUCAAAUGGAAAAUUUAAAGGAAAUUCAGCUUUAAAAAUUUAAUUCUGAUUAAAUAAUAGAAUACUUAAAAAAAUUCACAAUUUAAAGUGUUAAAAUGUUGAUUUUUGAAAUAUUUGAAUGGCAAACAUAAAUUUCAAAUUAAGGAGGACUGGGUAUCAAUAAUUUUGAAAAGAGUUGGGAAAAAUUGAAGGAAUCAUGUUUGAGCACAACAAAUUUCAAUGGUGAAGCCCUUAUGAAUUAAAAAUAAAUAGAGAACAUUUUAUCAUUUUUAAAGAAUAAUUAAUCCUUUGCUUUAAAAAGUAAGGAAGCUUUAAGAAGUCUAAUGGUAAAAUUACAAAAACUAUGGAGCGUUGAAAAGUAUAAAAAGAUGAUGGAGAAAAUAAGUAUAUAUAGAUUGAUAGGAACUCCAUAUAUGAUGGAAAUAAUAGUUUAGGUGUUGCCUAAAAUGAUGAUGAAAGCUUCUGAUAUGAUUAAUUUAAGAUAAAAUUUUCUAAAAAAUUUCCCAAUUAUGCUUUAUGAGUUUUAUAAAAGUAACUAUCUGAUUAGAAUGUAUAAAUGGUAAUAGAAACAGGUUAUGGGACAGAAUAAAAAUGAAGAGGAAUAAGAGAAUAAAUAAUAGGAGAAUAAUGAAAAAGAAUAACAGGAUAAAAAUGAAAAGGAAUAACAGGGUAAAAAUGAAAAGGAAUAACAGGAUAAAAAUGAAAAGGAAUAACAGGAUAAUAAUGAAAAGGAAUAGCAGGAUAAUAAUGUAAAAGAAUAACAAGUUACCUAAACUGAUGUGGAAAAUUUUGGAUAAAAUUAAUUAUUUGAGAUUGGUGUUAAAGUUUGGAAUAAAAUGGAAGAAGAUUCAAUUGCUACCCAAUUUUUCAACCUUAAAGAAUUAAAUGAUCUUAACAACAACAAAAAUCUCUUAUUUGAACAUUACUUUAAACUCUUCAAUAAUGAAUUUGCAAUUAUUCAGAAAGACAGACUGAUUGAAGUUGUUUGUAAUGCAUUACGUGAACUCAAUCUUACAAGUUAUGACUUUUAUGAUGAAUUUAUUAAUGAAUAUCAUAACCAAUAAAUAGAAAAGUAGAGAAAUUUGGGAAAAUCAAUUCAUAUUGAUCGGUUUUUACAUGACUUAAAAAAGUAUUCCAUCAACCUUGCAAAAGUAAUGAGCACAAAAUAAAUGACAUAAGUUAAAUAUUAAUAAUAAGGGUUUCUGUAUUAAGAAGAAAAAGAAGAGGAGAAGUGGUAAAAUGAUUAUUUUAACGAUGACGAUCAUUAAUUUGGUUCCUAUAAAAAGGACUUAAGGAGUUGUUCUCUAGUCUAAUAAAAAGGUACUAACUUUUAAUUUGUCCAUAAGUCAAUUUAAGAGUUCUACAUAGCGGCUGAUUUGUAUUCUGUAUUAGUGGUAUCGAAAGAACUUAACAAGCAGACAUUCGUUUGGAUAUUAGAAUAACUGUCUAUAAAGAAUAAUUGUGAUAAAAAUUGUUUCGAAUAUCUAUAAAUUUAAAUGAAUCAAGAGAAUCUAAUCAAAUUUGAUGCUUAAGUUUUUGAUAGACAAUAGAAAAUAGCUGCUUUUAAAAAAAGUAUUGAGUCAACAUUAAACCUUUUGAGAACUUUACAGAGACUAGAAAGUACUUGA
Messenger RNA from Paramecium tetraurelia, 5979 nucleotides. RefSeq lists its product as uncharacterized. The record is from RefSeq and is a predicted model, not a curated record. The transcript is spliced from 6 exons. NCBI's taxonomy places the organism in Eukaryota, Ciliophora, Oligohymenophorea, Peniculida, Parameciidae.